Messenger RNA from Drosophila novamexicana, 1723 nucleotides. It is a transcript of the gene Spt-I, whose product is annotated as serine palmitoyltransferase 1. Lineage: Eukaryota; Metazoa; Arthropoda; Insecta; Diptera; Drosophilidae. The record is from RefSeq and is a predicted model, not a curated record. The transcript is spliced from 6 exons. Gene Ontology annotation, cellular component: endoplasmic reticulum. Gene Ontology annotation, biological process: ceramide biosynthetic process; sphingosine biosynthetic process. Gene Ontology annotation, molecular function: serine C-palmitoyltransferase activity; pyridoxal phosphate binding. The coding region runs from base 157 to 1554 and encodes 465 amino acids.
AUAGGCGACCCACCCGCAAUCUAUUACAUAUUUCAUAAACAUAAAAAAAAAAAAGAAACGCACGCCCUUUAAAGUGUGUCGGUCUUUAUCUGCAGGCCAGCAGAGCCGAUAAAUACGCGUGUCUAUUCACCUGUAAGCGGCUAGAGACGUAUCAAAAUGUUGGGCAUACAACUAUUUAACGAAAUCGGCAGCAUCUUUCGCAAUACGCCGACCUUUGCGCUUGUGCUGCAAACGUUGCUGCUGAUCACAGUCAUAUGGCUGCUGCUGCACAGACGAGGCGGUCGCCGGCUCACGAAGGAGCAGCAGGACUAUUUGAUUGAACAGUAUGAACCGGAAUCGUUGGUGGCCGACACGGAUCCAGAUCAUCCGUUGCUGCGCACACGUCUCGUCCAGUCGAGGGUGGGCAAGCGUAUUGUGGUCGAUGGACACGAUUGCCUGAACCUGGGCUCGCACAACUAUUUGGGAUUUCUCGAGGACAACGACAUCUUGGAGGAGGCGUGCAAGUGCCUGCGCAAAUAUGGUGUCGGUUCGUGCGGUCCGCGCGGCUUUUAUGGCACCAUGGAUGUGCAUUUGGACCUGGAGGAUCGUUUGGCAAAGUUCAUGAACCUGGAGGAGGCAAUCGUGUACUCCUACGGCUUCUCGACAGUGGCCAGCGCAAUACCCGCCUACGCCAAGCGUGGCGACAUUGUCUUUGUGGAUGAGGCCGUCAAUUUUGCCAUACAAAAGGGCCUGGAUGCGUCGCGCAGCAGCAUUGUCUAUUUCAAGCACAAUGAUGCCAAGGAUCUGGAGCGCCUGCUGUUGGAGCAGGAGAAGCGGGAUCUGAAGAACCCAAAGAAGGCACAAAAGACGCGUCGCUUUCUCGUUGCUGAGGGCAUCUACAUGAAUACGGGCGAGCUGUGCCCGUUGCCGGAACUGGUCGAGCUGCGCAAGAAGUACAAGCUGCGCCUCUUUUUGGACGAGAGCGUCUCCUUCGGCACCCUGGGCCGCACGGGUCGCGGCCUCACCGAACACUUUGAUGUCUGCCGCGACGAGAUUGAUUUGAUAUCGGCGGGCAUGGAGGGCGCCAUGGCCACCAUUGGGGGCUUUUGCGUGGGCUCGCAUUUCAUAGCCGAGCACCAGCGGCUGUCCGGGCUGGGCUACAUAUUCUCCGCCUCGCUGCCGCCCAUGCUGACGCAGGCGGCGAUUUGCUCACUGGAUCGCUUCGAACGCGAGCCGCACAUCUUUGAGCAGCUGCAGCAGAAAUCGCGCCAGGUGCACAGCCAGUUCGAGCAGUUCUCCAAAUUAAAGCUGGGCGGCGACGCCUUGUCUCCCGUCAAGCACUUGUACUUGAGCGAGAAGCGCGACAGCUUCGAGGCGGAGAGCAAGCUGCUCACCCAGGUGGCGGACAAGUGUAUUGAACGAGGCGUGGCCGUCGUGCCAGCCGCCUACUUGCAGAACCGAGAGCGUCAGCCGAUACGUCCCAGUCUUCGCAUCGCCGUCAAUCGCUUACUGGAGGAUGCGGACAUCUCGACCGCCUUCGAGACCAUCGAGUCCGUUUCCAAUUCGGUACUCUAAAAGCUUAUUUCCAUUGAACUUCAAUUCUAUUGUCGAAUUGAUUGCGUUUUCUAGAUUUCGUCCUAUAAAAACUGAGCACAUUUCUAAUAUAAUUAUAUUUAUACACAACAAAUUAGUAUUGUACCUGGGUUUGCGUCAAUAAUCCAGUAAUAAACAAAUAAAACCCAAA